Molecule: messenger RNA, 3480 nt
Organism: Malassezia pachydermatis
Lineage: Eukaryota; Fungi; Basidiomycota; Malasseziomycetes; Malasseziales; Malasseziaceae
Exons: 1
Coding region: 1-3480 (1159 amino acids)
Source: RefSeq, a predicted model, not a curated record
AUGUCCGAGGACCCUGGCGUAGCAGAGAACCUGUAUGAGCGUCGCCGAAAGAGUAAUGGCUCUGUCCCUGCGCUGGUCCUCACGCCUGCCGAUGCUUUAGAUCGAUCUGAUCCAGAGCCUGUGCCCCUCUCGCCUCUCCUCUCGCCUGGGCAGGACGAGGACCUAGAGCGAUGGGAGCCUGCGCCUGAUCACAGGAAAGGAAGCUCGUCACGGCAUGCGUACCAUACCUCACAACGUACGUUUGUCAGCCGCCCAGCGCCUUCGCACACGGCGCCACUGCCUACGUUGCCACAGCGUGCCGAAGCAGGGCAGCCGGCAGGCAUACAAGCCAAGCUCUUGCGUACGGAGCGCGCCACCCUGGCCUCCCAUAUCUGGCAUCGAUGGACAGGCUACGAUGCCAUGCGUAGCGUAGGCACAUCCAUGUCCGCUCUAUCGCCCUACCAUGUCGAUUAUGCACCGCCUGCCUUGCCGACACGCGAUGCGGAAAAUACCCCUGCUCUUGGCACGGCCGACUUUCCUACCAUUGGCGUGCUACAUCGUGACUCCAGCAGUGAACCCCGAUCCAUGACGCCCAGUCUCCGCUCUGGACCGUCUCGCGGUGCCUCUCCCUCGCCCUCAUGUCGUGCGUCCAGCGCUGCGACCUUGCCUGGCAUUCUUCGGCAUACACGUACAGCGAGCCAGGAGCAAGCGCGCCUAACUGAUGCACAGGACUUGCCGGAGAGUGAAGCACUGCGUGUGUCAGACCUCUGUGCGAAUGUAGAGGCUUUGUCGCCGAACGACACUGCGGCGUCCUCUCGGCAAGGCAGUGUCACUGCACUGUCCAGUCGUUCAGGCAUCGAUCCUCUCACCAAGUCGGAAUCUAUGUCGUCUGGCUUGGCUGUACCGUGGAGGCAAAUUCCUAUGUACGACGACAAUGACGACGACGACGACGGCACGUAUUCGUCCUAUUCUUCGUCGUCGAGUGAUGAUGAAUCGCCGGGUAAAUCGCGCCCGAGCCUUCCACCAUGGCUUGCGCCGUACCAACAACACUACGAGUACCUGCCCACCAUCUCUCUUUCACAUGGUAGUACACUCACGAACAAGCAGAUGCAUUCGCGUAUGCGCCGCCGCCGCCGUGUGCCUGCGGAACUGCGUGACGAUGCGAUGUCAAAUUCACAGUUGUGGUCGCAUCUGCGCUCGUACCGACUGCGGCCUGAGGCAGAUGCAUCACUCUCUGUCUCCCCGCCUCGCCGGGAAAGUCCGCAGCCGUCGCUUCCUCAUGCUGCGUCGCGCAAGCACUCCCACGCGGGCGGGCACCCGAGCUUGGCGUCCAAACUUCGGACGCGGAAGCAGCGGGGUGAUUCGGAUGACGUCGCGUCCGUUGAGUCAAAUACGCUUCAGCCUCCCGGCGCAUCGAGGCCGUCCGUGCGUCCACGUGUAUGGCGCCGUCGCGAACGGCGGGCGUGGAACGAGGCGCCAGCUGCGAACGAUCUCGAGAACGACGGAGGAGAUGGCGUUCCCAACUCACAGCGCUCACGUCGUACGUCGACGCAGCCUAUGCGUGCUAUGCCAACGGCACCACAGUCCAAAACGACGCAGGGCGAGCCUGAUUUCGUGUACGAUAUGCUCCAUGAAAACCAGCGUGGAAUUGUCCUCUUUGGCGUGUCCAAGCGAUUCAGUUCAAAUGUGCUCUUCUUCUGGGAUCCUGCGCCGUGGACGGAUGCGCAUGGCAUUAAUACGGCCUUGACGCCCACAACCAUGCAGCUGCCUGACGAAUCCUGGGAGUGGGUCCAUUCCUCGUGGAUGGUCGAUAUGACAGGCGAUACCGAUGAGGAUGGAUGGCAGUACAGUGGCAGCUUCACUGGCCCCCAAAUCUGGCGGCGCACGCCGCAGAUUCAUUCGCACAAUGGGCCGACCCAAUGGAUGCAAGCGAUCCUCCAAAAGGCACGCUUGGCAGAAGAGAAGCAUAUAAUGCGUGUCCAAGAACGUGAUAAUAAGCGAGCUGACGAAGGCAUGGAGGCCUUUUUACGUACAAUGCGCUUUCGUACGCGAAAAUGGCACAGCGUGCCUGGCGUGUUUUCGUACGUACGCCGACGCCGUUGGGUCCGUCUACGGCGGCGUAUCGUCAGUACAUCGCUACCUGAGGGCAUGCGCGUGCUGCAGGCGGAUGGUUCCUCCACCGUGGUCCCACCCGCCUCUGUGGCAGAAGUACUUCAGUCGGCUACCAAGUCUCGAUCCCCUAUACCCAGCAAGUCCCGACAGGGUGGCUUGCCUACGAUUUCCACGUCCUCUACCGCACCCACACCCGAAGUGAUCCUCGUUGAUCCACCCGGCCUGCACGCAGGAAGGCGUGGCGCACACGACGAGACGCCUGCACCCAGUCUGCUCGCCCCCACCGUGGCACGCUCGAACAGCUCAUCCUCCAGUCCGCGGCCCAGUGUGUCCAGCGGCGCUAGCGAUCUGUCCCAGUCGUACCAACUGUCGCUCGCCAAGGACCGAUUGCAUCAGCUCCUACCCUUCUUCCUCGUCCCACCCUCGCAUCUUCCUGAACUUCUUCCUCCUGAUACACCGCCUUUGCAUGAGAUGGAAGCGUGGCGCCGUCAUUUCCGUUUCAUCCUCGAGCAGGAAACUUUCUUCCAAAACCCCUUCUUUGCAUUGGGGUGGGUCCAGCGAUGGCUCGCCCGCUCCGAUCUCUCGCAGGUCACACGGCCUUUGCGGGCACAGGAACGAGCGUACCAAAAUGCGUACCGAGCUGAUCCAUGGUGCUUGGACGUGCCUGUGUCGUCGCUCAGCCGACGUAACUCGAGUCCCAAUGUUGUCCCGAGGCUCAGUCUUACGCCAGCCGAGUGCUUGCUGCUCUCGUUAGGCGAUACACAAUCGUCGCAGCCUGCCCCCACACUUGUCCGCCAAGCUGUGGUCGAGCACAACUUUGAGAUGGUGAUACUGGCGAUGCGUCUGUGUACUUUGGACCGCUUGCGAAUCGAUAUGUGGCGCAUGUGGCUCGGUCUCCUUGAUCCUGCCAAGCUCCUCGAUGCUACGGAAACUGGUGGCCCUGGCCCGCUGACGGUACUUCAGCAGGAGUGGCAUCGGCGGCGGGCCAGGACACACGACAUCCAUGCUCUCGGGAAAACGCCUGCUAUGUUUUCGCCGUCCAUCGAGCGGAUCCUGCGCAACCGGAUCCGUGACUUUGGUCACUCGAAAACGGUCCUUCUUGACGUGUGGGACAUCCUUGUGGCCCAUGUAUGUACUCGCUACGCACUGACUUGGCAGCUGGAGGAUAUAUAUCGUAUGAUGGACCAUGAUAUGUCGCGCCACUGGCUACAGCAUAUUGUCCAAGAUAUGGCGGAUACCAAGUUCUACCUACACCCCCAGACGUCUUCCGAGGCGAGCUGCCCGCAUCCUGGUGAUCCACGCUGGCGGUUUGUGCGUUCAGGGGUCUUGCAGCUGCCACGCGUACCCACCUUGCAGUGUUGCUCGUGUCCUGGCAUGGUCUCCACGUGA